This is a messenger RNA of Ostrinia furnacalis (Asian corn borer), 1103 nucleotides long. It is a transcript of the gene Ppt2, whose product is annotated as palmitoyl-protein thioesterase 2. The coding region runs from base 180 to 1037 and encodes 285 amino acids. The transcript is spliced from 7 exons. Gene Ontology annotation, molecular function: palmitoyl hydrolase activity; thiolester hydrolase activity. NCBI's taxonomy places the organism in Eukaryota, Metazoa, Arthropoda, Insecta, Lepidoptera, Crambidae. Gene Ontology annotation, cellular component: lysosome. The record is from RefSeq and is a predicted model, not a curated record.
ACUUUGUCAAACUCAUCAAUCAAAUUUAUUCAUUCAUGUUUUGUUUGUUUUCGUCUUGUCGCAAGCUGCUAUCAUUGCAAAAUUUACGUAAAUUAUGUCCUUCCCCCUUUGAUUGUUUUGAAAACUAUUUCUGACGAUAGCAGCUAUUUAUUUACGUCUAUCAAUACUCAUCAACAAAAAUGGAAUUAAAAUUGAGUUUGUUCGGCAUACUACUCCUUGCGUAUCAAAUUCUUUGUUAUAAACCUGUCGUUUUGAUACAUGGCAUCAUGACGGGAAGUGGAAGUAUGGAAAUGAUAUCACACAGGAUUCAAGAGAAACAUCCUGGCACGAUAGUGUACAACGUGAAUCGGUUCGAAAGCUGGUCCAGUUUGGAAACGAUGUGGCAUCAAGUGCUUGAGAUUGGUCUAGACGUGGCCAACAUUUCGUCCAGACACCCUGAAGGGAUUAAUCUUAUUGGGUAUUCCCAGGGUGGCUUGAUAGCGCGAGGCAUAGUACAAACAUUUUCAAAUGUGUCUGUUGACACAUUUAUAUCGUUGAGCUCACCACAAGCUGGGCAAUAUGGAGCUGGAUUCCUCCACCUAGUGUUCCCUGGCCUAGUCAAAGACACGGUAUGGGAGCUGUUCUAUUCCCGGGUGGGUCAGCACACGUCUGUAGGCAACUAUUGGAACGAUCCCUACCAUCAGGAGCUGUACGAGACCUAUAGUGUGUUCCUGCCGUAUAUUAACAAUCAUAUCAAGUCUGCAAAAACAGAUGAUUUCAAGAACAAUCUCCUAAGACUGAAGAGGUUGGUCCUCAUCGGAGGUCCCGAUGAUAACGUCAUCACUCCGUGGCAAAGCAGCCAAUUCGGCUACUACGACGCGAACGAAACUGUGAUAGAGAUGCGAGGGCAAGACAUUUACAAGGAAGACCGUAUAGGGCUUCGGGCACUGGACGCUAGCGGUCGUCUCCAUAUUGUGACGACACCUGGCGUUAACCACUUCAGCUGGCACAUGAACGUCACCGUCGUCGAUGACUGCCUACUGCCUUACCUAGACUGAGAAGGAAAUAAAGUAGGUAAAAAUAAAAUAUAAUAGGAAAUAUUUUAACUAUACGGGCUUUUGCAA